AUGCACGGCCCAGGCUAUAAGCGAUCUGAAAGGCGAAGACACGCGAGCGACCGCCUCAGCUGGCAACAAGACCUGGCGCUGAGCAGCAGCAUCUACCUCCUACGAGAGAUGGGCCCCACUGGUUUCCUGCUGAGGGAAGAGGAGCCGGACAACAGGGAUUUCCGAGUUUUCCUAGGAAAUCCUCAUUCUUGUUCCUGUCCCACAUUUCUGAAAGAAAGGGAUCUUUGUAAGCAUAUAUGCUGGGUCUUGUUGAAAAAAUUUAAACUUCCAAGGAAUCAUGAAUCUGCUUUGCAGUUGGGUCUGAUGGAAGGAGAAAUCAGUGAUUUGCUCCGGGGGAUACAUCGAGUUCAUACUCCUCAGCCAGAAACAAAUGAGGAAAACACAUAUGCUGAAAAAGAUGGUUACAUCAAACAGAAGGAGAUUGAUUCAGAGGAUAUCUGCUCCAUUUGUCAAGAAGUGCUUUUGGAGAAAAAGCUUCCUGUCACCUUUUGCAGAUAUGGCUGUGGCAAUAGUAUUCAUAUAAAAUGCAUGAAGAUCUUAGCUGAUUACCAGGAUACAACAACGAACACUGUCAUGUUGAAAUGUCCUCUGUGCAGGAGAGAAUUUGCACCGUUAAAUCUUAUUUUAGAGGAGUUUAAAAACUCUAGCAAACUGGUGACUGCAGCUGAGAAGGAGCGGCUAGACAAACACCUUGGAAUUCCCUGUAAUAACUGUAAACAAUUUCCAAUUGAGGGAACGUGUUAUAAGUGUACCAAAUGUAUUGAAUAUCACUUAUGCCAAGAAUGUUUUGAUAAUUGCUGCCAUUUUUCCCAUAUAUUUCUGUAUCGGGAGAAAAGAAACCAAAAAUGGAGACCACUGGAAGAAAGAUCAAAUGAAAUUGUUAAAUAUACAGAUAUUAAAGAUGAAAGGGAAGAAAAGCUGCCACAGUUUCAAGAAAAGCAAAGCCAGGUUUAUACACCAAAGGAGAUUGUGAAGUCACUACCUCUCUCAUUGAUUACAAAAAAUAGUAAACUGCUUGCCCCAGGCUACCAAUGUCUACUUUGCUUGAAGGCAUUUCUUCUUGGUCAACGUAUAAGAUUGCUCCCAUGUACUCACAAGUUUCACAGGAAAUGUAUUGACAAUUGGUUACUCCACAAGUGCAAUUCAUGCCCUAUAGACAGACAAGUUAUAUAUAAUCCUUUAAUCUGGGAAGAUACAGGACUGAAUGGAAAAGCACGUCAGUCUGUUUCAAACACAAACAUCACUCAUCCGUCAAAGCAAGAACCACGACUUUUUAUUCCUGGUACCAAAGUAGUCUUAAAGCAAAACAGACUUGGAAUUUUACCUAGCAUUCCUCAAAGGAGUUCUGAAAACUUAAAUACACCUCAAAGCUCAACAGAUUCAUAUCGGAAUAUGGAAAUAGAUCAUUUACCUUCUACUGAAUUAGGUAGUACAUAUUCAAGAAAUUUAAUUUCUGAAUAUAAAAUUAGUCAACAUUUCCCCAGGUAUCUUCAAGAUUUACCUGCCGGAUCACUUGGAAAAAUAUCUCAAACAUGUCUUCCUUCUAUUCCACAGAAGGUUAGCUAUCCUACUGGGAUGGGAAGCCCAUAUGCCAGUGAGACUGACAAAAGUCAGAAGAUGACUAAAGAAUUGAGGCAUAGUAAACACAAGCCAAAGAAGACUCUUGGUGCUAAACUAAGAGACAACCACAGAGAAUCAAACACUUUGCUUCCAGAGGAUUUAAAUUUUAUUGUCAAUUGGGGUAUGACUAAACUUAGUUUGUCUAAAAGAUAUAAUAAUUGUAUGGGUAAAAUGAGACAAACAUAUUGUCAUUCAUCAAAGAGGCCUGUGUCUUACCCUUUAGAUACAGAAAGUACUGAACUGUCUUUAAUAAUGGAAGGAGUUCGAUUAUGA
Messenger RNA from Elephantulus edwardii (Cape elephant shrew), 1893 nucleotides. It is a transcript of the gene ZSWIM2, whose product is annotated as zinc finger, SWIM-type containing 2. Gene Ontology annotation, molecular function: ubiquitin protein ligase activity; zinc ion binding. NCBI's taxonomy places the organism in Eukaryota, Metazoa, Chordata, Mammalia, Macroscelidea, Macroscelididae. The coding region runs from base 1 to 1893 and encodes 630 amino acids. The record is from RefSeq and is a predicted model, not a curated record. The transcript has 9 exons.